UUUUUAGUUUUAUUUGGAUUGCGUUUCCUUACACAGAAGUUGCCCAGAUCUACAAGCAAAUAACACAACACUUCUCUUUAUUUUUCCUUUUUCUGCAAAAUCAUUACAACAAUGGUUAUCCAAUAGAUAGAGAAGAUAUAACAACUGUGUGCUCAAAAUAUCCCGUUGAGAAUCAAUCAAUCGGGUUCCAAAAAAAUGGAGUCCGAACUCCAAAAUUUACCACCUAAAACUACCCAAACAACACAACCCGAAUCCGUGGACGAAAGUUCCCUUACCAAAGACGAUCGUCCACUUCUCAAACCCGACCCGACUAACCCUCAACUCCAAGUUCAAUCCCAGUCUUCUAGUUCUAACCCCAGCAUCGAUGAAUUAGAGAAGAAAUACGCUCCAUAUGUGAGGCAUGACGUGUAUGGAGUAAUGGGUCGGGGCGAACUGCCAUGGACCGAGAAGGUGCUUUUGGGUAUUGCGCUUGUGACGGUUGUACCUAUGAGAGUUGUUGGGGCAAUGACUGUAUUGGUUGUGUAUUACUUGAUUUGUAAGGUUUGUACAGCGUUUUCAGCACCGAAUCGAGAGGAAGAGGAAGAGCAGGAGGAUUAUGCGCAUAUUGGUGGGUGGAGAAGGGUUGUGAUGAUGCAGAGUGGGAUGUUCCUUUCGAGAGUAAUGCUUUUCGUUUUUGGAUUCUAUUGGAUUAGCGAAGCUUAUUGCCCCAUUGAUCUCAAUGCCAACUCAAAUAAUGAGCAUGGAUCAAAAGAUCAGGCUGAAGAACUUGAAAGACCAGGGGCUAUUGUGUCAAAUCACAUCUCGUACUUGGAUAUCUUGUAUCACAUGUCUUCCUCAUUUCCUAGCUUUGUUGCUAAGAGAUCAGUGGCUAAGCUUCCUCUGGUUGGUCUCAUCAGCAAGUGCCUUGGCUGUGUCUAUGUCCAGCGAGAAUCGAGAUCACCUGACUUUAAAGGUGUCUCAGGUGUCGUAAAUGAAAGGAUUCGUGAAGCUCACCAGAACAAAUCUGCACCAAUCAUGCUGCUUUUUCCAGAAGGCACAACCACAAAUGGUGAUUUUCUCCUUCCGUUCAAGUCUGGUGCAUUUCUGUCGGGAGCUCCAGUGCAGCCUGUGAUAUUAAGAUAUCCAUACCAGAGAUUAAGUCCAGCGUGGGACUCAAUAUCUGGGGUUCGGCAUGUGAUUCUCCUUCUCUGUCAAUUUGUAAAUUAUGUGGAGGCAACCUGGUUACCUGUUUACUACCCCUCUCAGCAAGAAAAGGAUGACCCUAGACUUUAUGCUGAGAAUGUCCGGAGGUUGAUGGCUCAUGAGGGUAAUUUAAUACUCUCAGAUAUUGGCUUGGCAGAGAAGCGAGUAUAUCAUGCUGCUCUCAAUGGUUUGUUUUGUCAACAGUAAUUCGGAUUCGCCAUCUGUAUAUUCAUUCUGUGAUUCUAUUAUUUGCAAAAGUUAUAUGAAGAUAACCUUCCAGAUGAAGCAUUCUUUGUGUCUAUAUCAAUGAAAAUGGACCUAUGGACAUCAUUGUUUGGCCACAGCCAGUGGUUACAUGCUCAAAUAUCUUUGUUUCCUAUUCAUUUACCUUCCAUUUUGACAGACCCAACAGAGUGAUUCCGCUUAGCAGCUAGUGCUGCUGGCUGGGUUAAGUGUAAUUCCCAAGAUUAGUUUAGUCUCUUCCCUCAUCUUCGGGUAUGUGAAUAUAGUUCCACUAAUUUUCCUUGACGAUUGCUUCUGAGCUAGACAACUGCUUCUUGGCUAUCAGGAGCGCUAAAUGUUAUUGUUCGAUUUUGUGUUUGGCUAAUGUAUUCAAAGAUCAGAAAUCAAGUAUGUUGGAGGCAUCAUCGCUGCCUCAAAUAUCAUUCCCCGCAUCUGGAAGUGCUUAUUUCUCUUUUCGUAUGCUUAUACACUAUUGAAGAUUGUCAUUGGAAGGAGAGGGGGUUAGGGGGGGAGAGGACAGAGAUGUUACAAUUGAUGUUAUUGUGUUUUGUAAAUUUAGCCAAGUUAUUCUUAGCAUCAUGCGUUUGUUAAA
Messenger RNA from Nicotiana attenuata, 2017 nucleotides. Its product is annotated as lysophospholipid acyltransferase LPEAT1. NCBI's taxonomy places the organism in Eukaryota, Viridiplantae, Streptophyta, Magnoliopsida, Solanales, Solanaceae. Gene Ontology annotation, cellular component: endoplasmic reticulum. Gene Ontology annotation, molecular function: lysophosphatidylethanolamine acyltransferase activity. Gene Ontology annotation, biological process: phospholipid metabolic process. The transcript is spliced from 9 exons. The record is from RefSeq and is a predicted model, not a curated record. The coding region runs from base 196 to 1389 and encodes 397 amino acids.